This is a messenger RNA of Cylicocyclus nassatus, 4467 nucleotides long. Lineage: Eukaryota; Metazoa; Nematoda; Chromadorea; Rhabditida; Strongylidae. The record is from the annotation of a GenBank genome assembly.
AUGAUUCUAGGAGAAGCAUAUCGUUACAUUAGUGAGCUAAAGCAACAGAAUGAUGCAAUGCUUCUCAAUGGAGGAGACAAAGUCCAAGCGGAAGAGAUAAAACGCUUGCGGCUGCAGUUGGAGGACUUAAGAAAGGAAAGUGGUCAUUACAUUGAGCUCCUCAAAGCAAACGGCAUCAACUUUUUGGAUGACCCCACAAUACACUGGAAAGGCAAGCAGCGCUCGGCAAAAAUAGCCAAAAUAACACCAACUCAUUUGAUGUCGAAAGGGAUAAUCAUCAGCUCUAAUGGAACUUCUACUGGUCCUACAGGAAAAAUGGCCAUACAAUUGAAUCCUGCUUCUCACAAUGAUAAGCAGCCAGUAAAUGCUAUACCCAUCCAACCAUCUUGUGACGUUCAAACUCUUGGUGUCCCAAAUGGAACACCAAUAAAUGAAAUUAUAGUCUCUUCUUCUACAGCUUCUUCUACACACAUUCCAUUGGCGACUCUGAUUCCUGCUGUCUCUAAACCCUGCCUUGCAGUGGUAGAGCAGUACACUGCUGUGGCACCAGUUGCUCCAAAAUUGCCCCCCCCAGUAAAUUAUAUAACUCUUCAAGGGUUAUGUCCUAAGGUUGCAGUUACUGCUCCCCUUCAGCAAACCCAGCCAGCCCACCCAACACCAAGUCUUGCGUCUUCCACCAGUCUCACAGUGCCUCUUCAAAUCCAGCCUGUAAUUGGUGUAAACUCCUUGCCUCAAACUAUGGUCAGUAACCCCGUUGUGUCCAGUGUGUCUACUGUGUUUCAGCAGGAUACAGAAAACAGAUCACUUACCCAUACAAUACCAACCAGUUCUACCAUUCACAGAACCAGUGCUGCUAGCAGCACACAGACCACAUGGACAACACUACAACUAACUGGUAACACAGUACAGCCUGUCUGUCAAGCUCUGGCCAUAGAAUCCAAUUCAACUGGGCAGAAUGUUCAGCAUCUAUCUGUAUGUCCAGUUGUGGCAAAUCCACCACUUCAUCCCACUCCUCUCCAAGUUCAAACACAAAGCCCUAUGCAACUGCAGCCUCCACCACCUACACAAAUUCCUGUUAAGCCUAGACCUCCCCAGUUGUAUCCAGCUGUAGUUCCCUGUCCUCAGACAGCUGUAAUUUCUCAGACAUCACAGUACUCUGCGUUGAUACCACUGCUUCAACCUGCGAUACUUCAUCAGCCAUCUGUUGUACCUCAAACAGCAUUAUUGACUCAGCCUCAAGCAGCUGUCAUGGCUCAACCUGCAGUUUUACCAAAACCUUUUCCUCCAACUUCGUCCCACUCUUACCCUGCCAUACAGCCCAAACCUCAGCUUCACCAUGCUGUACCACCUUGGCCUGAACCCCAGCCUGGUGUGCCAUCUCAGCCUCAAGCCCAUCCAACAAUGUUGCCCCAGGCCCAACCUGCCAUUGUGCCUUCACUUCAGCACGCUAUUGUGCCCCAACCUCAAGCUGCCACACUGCCAGUACUUCAGACCAUGCAGGUCCUUCAGAUGAACUCUGAUGUCACUCCAGUUAUUGGGACAUCUCCCUCACAAAACAAUCCAAAUGUUGUUAUUCUACAGCAGGCUGGCCAAUGCACAGCUCCGCAAGUAAUUAGAGAUGAUGUGAACAGUCAGACACCAUGCCAGCACAUUGUGAUAAUUCAGACACCAACUAUGACGCCCACUCCACAAAAUCAAAGUACUGUUGUGCCAACUACCACCCCUGCUUUGCAUAAUCAGAUAAUUACUUCCAGCUCCCCCUGCACCACUGCUAUUCAAACAAAUGUGACAAAACAGCUGGUUCACAUCCUCCCACGGCCUACAACGCAGGCACAGACACAGGCACCGUUACAGGCGCAGACACAGACGCAGACACAGAUGCAGGUACCAAUACAGGCACAGAUGCAAGCACCAACACAGACGCAGACACCAAUACAGACACAGAUUCAAGCACCGACACAGGCACCACAGACUAUAACUGUGAACGGACAGGUUUAUGUUUUACAGUCAGUGAAGUCAGCGGAGAAAGGAACUUCUCAGGUUAGCCAAAGUUCUACUCAAAUCAUUCAACCUACAAGUGAGGAAUCCAACACCAAUGUUGCAUUAAAUUGUUUGGGUGCUCUCACUAGCCUUAGCCAGAGCAUUCCACAGGUCACAAGUCAAAGCAAUGUGUUGCAUACCAUUGCUCCACCUUCGUGCACUACAGUACAGUCUGUUCCCAAGGCUGCUUCUUCCCGAGUCACUGCUUCUGCUGAGACUGUUCUGUCACCCACCGCACCUGUGUCAACAUCAAUCAGUUGUGCAGUCACCAUCCUGCCAAAGAAGACUGAUGUGGUCUCUGUAAAUCAAACAAAACCAAUAUCUAUUAAAAGGACAAGAUCAGCCAGUAGAAAAGACCCAAAACAGAGGAGAAGCAUGAGCCAAAUUGCUGCCAAACCAGCACAUAAAAAGGCUUCAGUUGGAAAUGUUACAAAAGUACAUUCAUCUGCUACAAAAGACAGUAAUACCAUAAAACCUGCUGUUGAAGAUAUGAGCCAUAAAACUAGCAGUCAGAACAAACCUGUUGUCAUCAGUGUUGCUUCAGUGUGCAGUAGUUCCUCAAUCAUCUCUUCAAGUUCAAGUAGUACAAUAACUGGAAAUUCUAUCUGUGCUUCAGAAAGUGGAUCUACAUUGACAUCCGUAGUCAAUGCAGUAGAAGCAUCAAAGAGUAAAGAAAAAUCUACUGAGGUCACCCCAUCAACAUGCAGUGUAACUGUUAGUGUAACAGAUAGUACUGUAACUACUGCAACUGCUGCAAGUACUGCUGCAAGUCCAGCUCAGGCUAGUUUAGUAACCCAUACGAUGAGUGGUGCUGUUUUAACCAGUGGUGCCAACCUUCAAUCAAAUAAGUCAGCAGAAAAUGUUCUUUCUUCUAAGUGUAAUACAUUGGACAAUAGUGUUAAAUCAUUCACAGGAUCUACAGUGAGUGGUAAUUCCACUUCGAAUGCACUGACUAAAAUAGUUUCUCAAAAUACGAUGACAAUAUACAAUAGUUCUACAAGCUGCACACCAGCAGAAGGAAGUGCCAGCUUAGCCCAGAAAAGAACAACAUUAACCAGUGGCAGCUCUACAGAAAAUAAAUUGAUUUCGUCAGUUGAAUCUGCCCUUCGCCAACCCCAGGGUAUACAUUCAGGCACUAAUGUUGGUUCUACAACAAGUGGACCAACGGUUUCCCUCUCACAGAACAUUCCUCAAGUUCAAACUAAUUCUAGAACAGAGAAAACCGGUCAGUCAGUGGAAUCUCCACAGGUUCAGACACCCUAUGCUUUGCCUGCAACACCAUCACCUUGCUCCAAUCCCUCUACAUUAGUUCCAACAGCCUCAACACCACCUGUUUUGUCUCAAGAAUCUAGGAAUUUGACCACCUUUGGCAAGCCGCCUAAGCAACAAAUGAUGCCUGUGCAACCAGCUAGUCACAUCAAUACAUUAAGUACCAAACUUCUAGAAUCAAAUCAGAAUAAUGAACCUGGCAGUGGUAAACACUCAAGUGAGACCACUAAGGAGGUAACUCCGUCAAGUUCAUUCUCACAAAAAGAGACUGUUCUAUCACAGGAGGUAUCUACAUUGGAAAAUGAAUCCUUUGAAUCCCCGCUAGUGUCAAAUAGGCAGACUGAUUCACCAAUGGCAGGAGGUUCUAGUAGCAGGGGCUUUUCAGUUGCAUCGCUGCUUCCAACAGGCCAUAAUAUUACUUCUUGUCCUAAUACGUUUGGCACUUUUAGCUUCACCUCUGAGCAGGCAGAAAUCUUAGCAAUGGCGGCUAGAGCCAUUUUUGAGCAAGACAGUCCAGGAAGAAGAAGUGGUACUUGUAGUGGUGAGAACCCAGCAAGUACAACUUCUGGUGGAUGGGAUCUUCCAAAACCACAGCAAACCCCCACCAUCAAGGAAAGGGUUACAGGUCAACAGUUAAAGCAAGCAAAGCAGGCUGACCUCCCUAUUCCAAAGACUCCUUCCCAAGUUUCUGUUCGAGGUCCUCUGGUGGAGGUUUCAGGCAGCGGUACAACUGGUGUCCGGCUUCCACUAAGCAUGGCUUAUUCUCAGUCUCAGUCGCAGCCUAGUACUCUCACAAGUCUUAAUGUGAAUAACCUUAUCAGACCAAGCUCUGUACAGCCCUACCCAGGGUCUCCGAACCUUGGUCAGCAGGUUUCUGUUCCAUCACCAGGGGGAGCAGCAAUUUUAGUGUCUCAGUCAUCUCAGGUUACCCCGAGCUGCUCUGGCCCAGGACAAGUUAAUGAAUAUCCACCUUUGAAAAGUUCUCUGAUGCGAACUCAUGCAGGUGCUGGGAUAGGUGAACGACAUCAAAAAGAUAUGCCAAAACGCUCUGCCCAAGAGGACCUUGUUCUCCCAAUAAACAAGCGUUCAAAGCCAUGCCCAGCUGCCAGUGUUGGUAGGAUAGAUGUUAAGGCGUCAGAACAUAGUACUCUGCGUUGA